Ceratosolen solmsi marchali is the source of this 2000-nucleotide messenger RNA. RefSeq names its product probable tubulin polyglutamylase TTLL2. Bases 408 to 2000 code for a protein of 530 amino acids. The transcript has 9 exons. Gene Ontology annotation, cellular component: ciliary basal body. Gene Ontology annotation, biological process: protein polyglutamylation; microtubule cytoskeleton organization. The record is from RefSeq and is a predicted model, not a curated record. Gene Ontology annotation, molecular function: tubulin binding; tubulin-glutamic acid ligase activity. Lineage: Eukaryota; Metazoa; Arthropoda; Insecta; Hymenoptera; Agaonidae.
CCCGGAUGCAUUCGGAAUGAAUUUAAUGAGCAAUUGUGCGUAAUAAUAUCUUCGGGAUGUCAGCUAGGUCGACGGUGUCAAACCAGUGCAAAUAGAAAAGUCACUACUCUCGAGGUACAUAAAGUUUCUGGCGUGCUUCAUACGACAGAUUUUCAUGUCCUUGCCUGACACUCGUUUACAAAUCAAGUCUUUGCACCAGCGUAUUACCACCAGCGUAUAACAACGACAAACUAGUGCCUUGAUGAUAAAGUGAAGGAGUGGUUCACCGUUGCAUGUAAGGUGCCCUUUAUGUCGAUGUAUAACUGAUAAUCGAUCAUCAGCCCCAACAGUAGUUGUCUAGUCUCGAGGCCUAUUCCAGUUGUCGACGAGGAAAAACAUAAAGGAGAAGCAAAAGAAGGAAGAAGAGAAUGAGGAAAAGAAUGGCGGCUACGACAACCCUGGACGGGCCUUUCAUCUUUCGAAUCAAUGACAACGGCACCGGUCCUCAUUUACUUGUGCAGGUUUGCAUAGAAAGAGGUUGGCGAGAAUAUUCGGGCCAUAAUAGCCUUUUUAAAGAUUGUUGGAAUUUAUGGUGGAAGUCAGGUGGAUUAUCUCAAGCCCACUACAAAUCCUUACUUCCAUGGCAGUUUAUAAAUCGUAUACCAAAAGGAAAUUCUAUAUGCAGAAAAGAUAAUCUUGUAAGACAUUUGAAAUGCAUGAAGAAAGUUUAUGGUUAUAUUUAUAACUUUAGUCCAUUAGGGUAUAUUCUUCCGUCAGAAUAUACAAAAUUAGCAGCGGAUUGCAAUCGUUUAGAAAAGGAUGAGAAAAUAUGGAUCUGCAAACCUGUUGGCCAGAGCCAAGGAAAGGGAAUAUUUCUUUUUCGCAAAUUAAGCGACCUGAGAUAUGAUAACGUUACAGUCGUUCAACAGUACAUUGAAAAUCCUUUAUUAAUUGGCGGUUACAAAUUCGAUCUCAGACUGUAUGUGUGUGUACCAUCUUACCAACCACUAACGAUUUAUCUAUAUAAGCAUGGCAUAGUUCGUUUCGCAACGGAAAAAUUUUCUUUGGAAAGUAUCGAAGAUUCUUUUCGACAUUUAACAAACUUUUCCCUUAACAAAUUGGGCCCUGGUUACUACAAAAAAAAAGAAAGAGUAGGAGCUGGUUGCAAGUGGACCUUUCGACAAUUGAGAAGAUAUUUAGAACAAUCCGGUCAUUUGGAUUGGUUUUUAUGGCAGCAAAUAGCUUGUAUCGUCACUUUAACUAUUCUUAGUCAAGCAGCAAGAAUUCCAAAAUCAUCAAAUUGCUUUGAAUUUUUCGGUUUUGACAUAUUAAUUGAUGAUAAUUUAAAGCCAUGGUUAUUAGAAGUAAACGUUAGUCCAGCAUUAAAUAAUGACUGUGAAGUAGAUUCAGAAGUGAAAAAGCCUUUACUGCACGAUUUAUUUGAUUUGUUGGGUCUCCCAGUCUGCAAUACUGGACUAUCACUUUUUACUAUUUGGACUUCUAAACAUCUGGAAGAAGAUGUUGCAAAUAGAUUUUAUAGUAAAUCUUCAAAAAAAGGCUAUAAAUUUGGACGAGAACCCAUAAAAAUAAUGAAUUUUGGUUCGGAAACUAAAUCUAUGUUUCAGCAUCAAACGACAGAUAUAUAUAACGAAACAUCAGAAUUUAAUCCACUGUGCAUGGAAAAAAAUCUUCAGAAAAGGCUUAAAAACCAACAUAUUUUGUGUGCAACGCGAAAUAAUAGUCGAGAUUGGAGAAAACCAAUUAAAAAAGAAGGUGCCUGGAUUCGAAUAUAUCCAAUGUUACAAGAAACUUUAAAAUUCGUAGAGUUCGGAUCCGAAUUCGUUAAAGCUCCUAAAUAUGUUGAAAAAGAAAUUAAAAAUGAUGUCCUGUGUGUUCAAAAAUUUUUAAAAACUGCGAAAGAAGUUCAUCGAAAAUUUGGAAAACAAGGAGAUGAAAAAUGUAACAAGAUGUUACAAAGAACUAUUAAACUUGAAACAGAAAUUUGGCUCCCGAAUAAAUAA